UAUGGUGAUUCCUUGCUCCCUUAUAUAUGAAAAGUGGACUGAGGAAAAUAAACAAUGUUAUAUAAACAUGCAGAUGUAAUUGCCCAAUCACUGGCAUACCUGCUGGUAAUCUUAAAAUGAUUGAAUUACACAACUUUUUGAAUGUUUUUCUAUACGCCACUGGUCGGGGAUAUAAGCUACAAUACCAAGUUUGAUUUUCUAUAAUUGUUGUCACCUCACUGAUGUUGUUGAUUGUAACCAAUAUACAAUGUUAUUUCAUCAUCUGCGGACAUAUUGGAUGAAACAGUUUCACCGGUAUAGAGCGUCGUAUCUACGGAACAAUGGUUGCUAAGCGAAACGGGACAUCGAUAAAUACUAGCGGGAUCUUUAGUAUUUCUAUUCCUGAUAUUAUUGAUGUUAGAGGUGGAAAUUAAAUAUAGAUCUUUCGAAAGAUAUUGCACUUAAACACUUCAAUUAUUUCUUUACUGUUUUCUUCUUGGUUAUAAGACGUGAAAUGAGGAAUACUAAUAAAAAGCAACAUAGAAAGUUAAAAUAAUAUCUGAAUUGCAUUAAAUGUGCAGCUAUGUGUGCCGUCAGAUACUUUAAUUCUACUUCUGUAGAAUUUAAAUUUGUAUUUAUUAUUUACAUAGCAUUGGAUUUUGUGAGAUACGCGAAUAAUUAGUUUUUAUAUAUUAUCUACAAAGUUUGGCAAUAAACAGUGAAAAUCAUUCAGCUAAAAUGUCAUUGAAUUCAAGUUAUUUAAGUAAUACUUUAGCAGAUACGUAUAACUGGGGAGUGAUAUUGCUCGUCCCUAUCAUACUGUUUGGAAUCACGGGUAAUGUUUUAGUGUGUAUGGCAGUUUCGAUGGAAAAACGUUUACAGACUGUGACAAACUACUUCUUGUUUUCAUUAGCGGUGACAGAUCUUCAUGUAUGUAUCAUUGUUAUGCCAAUCAGCAUCAUGAACGACUUCUUUGGAUACUGGAGAUUCAGCCACAUAUUAUGCAGUGUUUAUACUACAUCAGAUGUUCUAAUGUGUACUUCAUCAAUUCUACAUCUUUGCAGUAUCUCUUUGGAGCGAUAUCUUGCAAUAAGGAAUCCUUUACAGUCUCGCAACAAAUCAAAGUCGAUAGUGCUCCUGAAAAUAAGUCUUAUAUGGAUAACUGCGUCGGCCAUAUCCAGCCCAGUCACGGUACUUGGUGUUCUUGAUCAAUCAAAUAUUUUGAGUGAUAAACAGUGUAUGUUAAGGAAUAAAGGAUUUAUUAUCUACGGAUCAAUUCUUGCCUUUUUCAUUCCGCUUGUAAUCAUGGUAGUUUCCUACGGGCUUACAAUCAGAUUGUUAUAUAAACAGUCUAAACUGUAUGAUCCAAGCGGAAACCCGGAACAAUCUGGUGAACCGAUUUUACGCAGAGUGAAAUCUAGCCGUCAACAUUGUAAAGAGGAUUUAUCCCCCUCUCAAGUAAGGCGAAGUUUUUCAACUUCACGUGACGACUUUCAGUACGAGAUGUGUUCUAGAAGCGGAAGUCGAAUUCAUAUAUCUCAGUGUGGAAAGGAGUUACCAAUUUCAAGUUUUAUACCUCAGUCAGCCUCUUGUAACGUUGUUUGCUCGUCUGCUGUAUCUCCAGUGGCCGACUCUAGCAGAUGUUUUCUUAGUGUACCUGGUCAUCACAAAAAUGGUACGUCAUCAGAAUCACUCAUAAGUGACAAUGAGACUUAUUCGGACGAUGACGGUAAAUCAUGCUCUCAUUUCACACCUGCUGCAGAAAUGAAUAGAAAAGGCUCACUUCGUCAGGUAAUGGCGAAACAAAUAAUUGUCAAAGCUUCAAGUAUUUUAAAUUUGGCUAGAGCUAAAAACAGUGACAAAACAAGAGUCCGAACAGAACAAAAGGCUUCAAAAGUUCUAGGAUUUGUAUUUGCUAUAUUCGUGAUGUGUUGGGCACCAUUCUUUGUUGUAAAUAUCUUAAGAGUGUUAUGCAAAGAGUGUGCCUUCAAUAAUGUAUUGCUCUCAACAUGUAUGUGGCUAGGAUGGAUAAGUUCAACAAUCAAUCCAAUUAUUUACACAAUGUUUAAUUGUACAUUCAAACAGACCUUCAUGAAACUCGUAAAAUGUCAGUUUGGUUUUUUACAGAAGCCCCACUGUAGUAAUAUGAAUACUUCGAAUAAAGAGCAAUAUGAUAUGAAUAUUCCUUUAUGAUACAUCAUACACUCGGUGAUUACAAAGUAUUAAGAGAUUAUGAAUUGAAGACACACUUUAUUUUCUCAGUUAAAGAAAA
Messenger RNA from Ruditapes philippinarum (Manila clam), 2251 nucleotides. RefSeq names its product 5-hydroxytryptamine receptor 2A-like. The coding region runs from base 718 to 2172 and encodes 484 amino acids. NCBI's taxonomy places the organism in Eukaryota, Metazoa, Mollusca, Bivalvia, Venerida, Veneridae. The record is from RefSeq and is a predicted model, not a curated record. Gene Ontology annotation, cellular component: dendrite; membrane. The transcript is spliced from 2 exons. Gene Ontology annotation, molecular function: G protein-coupled serotonin receptor activity; neurotransmitter receptor activity; serotonin binding. Gene Ontology annotation, biological process: G protein-coupled receptor signaling pathway, coupled to cyclic nucleotide second messenger; chemical synaptic transmission; serotonin receptor signaling pathway.